Messenger RNA from Talaromyces stipitatus ATCC 10500, 1379 nucleotides. RefSeq names its product alpha-ketoglutarate-dependent taurine dioxygenase. NCBI's taxonomy places the organism in Eukaryota, Fungi, Ascomycota, Eurotiomycetes, Eurotiales, Trichocomaceae. Gene Ontology annotation, cellular component: cytoplasm. The record is from RefSeq and is a predicted model, not a curated record. The coding region runs from base 117 to 1283 and encodes 388 amino acids. The transcript has 3 exons. Gene Ontology annotation, molecular function: 2-oxoglutarate-dependent dioxygenase activity.
UAAUGAGACGGAAUAUCCAUGGAUCAUUACUAUAUUUUUUUUUUUGUUUUAUAAUUACUUCUUACCUGGUAGUUUUCUGCAUCGUUCAUCCUUCAUAGCUUAAAGUAUCAUCGCAAAUGGCUCCAGCUCCAAUCUCCCCAUCCAUCACCGACUUCGUCGUACAGACGAAGCAGGAUAACCAUGGACUAGAGAUCCCUCCGGCAACGAUUGCACGUCUUACCAAGGCCGGUAUUGAUUUAUCAAAGGGAUAUCCAUAUAACCCCGCUAAACCACUGUAUCUUGACGACGUGUAUAAAAUUCGUAAUCAGCCUCGCGAAUACGUGGAAGCGGGGAGCCGCGCCGACCCGGAUAAGAAGGCAUUGUUGGGCGCCGCCAAAGAAGUCAUCCAUCUCACACGCCAUAUUGGAACCGAGAUUGUCGGAUUGCAGCUUAAGGAUUUGACAAAUCAACAGCGAGAUGAAUUAGCCUUGCUCAUUGCCGAACGCAGCGUUGUCUUUUUCAGAGACCAGGAUCUAUCUCCGCAGCAGCAGAAAGAAUUAGGAGAACAUUUUGGGGAGGUGGAAGUCCACCCGCAAGUAGGGCAAGUACCCGGUGUCCCUGGAGUGACAGUUCUCUGGCCCGCUCUUCAAGCUGUAGAACGCGAACCGAACUUCCGCAAAACUGGAGGGGCGUCCGCAUGGCAUACCGACCUCGUUCACGAAAAUCAGCCUGCUGGUAUCACGCAUCUUCACAACGAUACCAUACCUAGCGUUGGUGGCGAUACACUUUGGGCGAGCGGCUAUUCUGCCUACGAGAAACUGUCUCCCUCGUUCCGAAAAUUCAUCGACGGUAAGACAGCAAUUUAUCGUUCUGCACAUACAUACCUGGAUCGUAAAAAUCCCGAGGCAGGGCCUCAAUAUAUCGAGAGAGAGCACCCGCUGGUUCGCACGCAUCCGGCGACUGGCUGGAGAGCGCUGUGGGUAAAUCGUGCCAUGACGGUAAGGAUCGUGGGCCUUGACAAGGCAGAGAGCGACUUGAUUCUGGGUUAUCUGUAUGAUGUGUACGAGCGUAACCCGGAUAUUCAAGUGCGGUUCAAAUGGAGUCCUAGAACUAGCGCAUUGUGGGACAACCGCAUAACAAUCCACAAUGCGAGCUGGGACUACGAGGGUCUCGAGCCGAGGCACGGCACGAGAGUGACCUCCUUGGCUGAGAAACCCUUCUUUGACCCCAAAUCACCGACAAGGCGACAGGCUUUGGGAUUACUUGGGCCUUCGGAGAUCAAAGAGCUUCAAGAGCAGGCUUAGUAGGCUUAUGUCUGCUAGCGAGUAUGAUUAAUAGCAUCAGGAUAAUUUCAUACUAUAAUCAAGGCCGAUAACUUGAAUGAAAAAAAAUUCAUAGAC